This is a messenger RNA of Penicillium cosmopolitanum, 834 nucleotides long. Its product is annotated as RTA1 domain-containing protein. The record is from RefSeq and is a predicted model, not a curated record. NCBI's taxonomy places the organism in Eukaryota, Fungi, Ascomycota, Eurotiomycetes, Eurotiales, Aspergillaceae. The transcript has 3 exons. Bases 1 to 834 code for a protein of 277 amino acids. Gene Ontology annotation, cellular component: membrane.
AUGGGCGCCUCUGACUUUGUGCUCUACGAAUACACGCCGAGUCUGGUGGCUGCGGUGAUUUUCGCUGCACUGUUUUUCUUGACUACCGUACUUCACCUUUGGCAACGAAUUAGAGCCCACUCGAACUAUUUCAAUCCGUUCAUUGUCGGAGGAAUCUUCCAGGUUAUCGGUUAUGGCGCGCGCUGUGUCUCGCAUUUCAAUAAGACAUCAACUAUUGCCUACGCCAUGCAAAGCUUAUUCCUUCUCCUGGCACCAAUCCUAUAUGCAGCUUCGAUUUACAUGGUUCUCGGGCGAGUGAUUAGGUUCGUCCGCGGAGAGCACAUGAGCUACAUUCCGGUCGGAAUCAUGACCAAGGUCUUUGUUGGCGGUGACAUUCUUUCCUUUCUCCUCCAAGCAGCAGGUGGCGGUAUUAUGACCGGCGGCUCUAAGAGCAGCUUCACAAUCGGCCAAUGGGUUAUCGUCGGAGGUCUCUGCGUCCAACUCGUCUUCUUUGGGGCCUUCCUUGUUUCGGCCUUGAUUUUCCACUCUAAGAUCCUCCGCCACCCGACCGCUGAAUCUGAGCAAAAGAUGCAUCUCGGCUCCUUCUGGCCCCGCGACUGGAGAGGAGUUCUGUUUGCAUGCUACGUUGCCAGCGUACUGAUCCUGAUUCGUUCCGUCUACCGUCUUGUUGAGUUCAUUCAGGGACAGCAAGGCUAUGUCAUGACGCACGAGGUUUUCCUAUAUGUCUUUGAUGCCACUAUGAUGUAUUUCGUGAUGGUGCUUAUGAACUUGCGUCACCCGGCGCAUGUUUUGCAGCAGCAAAACCCGUCUGACUCUACUGAGCAGAAGGCAUAA